Hipposideros armiger (great roundleaf bat) is the source of this 867-nucleotide messenger RNA. RefSeq names its product cyclin B1 interacting protein 1 (gene CCNB1IP1). The record is from RefSeq and is a predicted model, not a curated record. Gene Ontology annotation, biological process: reciprocal meiotic recombination. The transcript has a single exon. Gene Ontology annotation, molecular function: ubiquitin protein ligase activity. NCBI's taxonomy places the organism in Eukaryota, Metazoa, Chordata, Mammalia, Chiroptera, Hipposideridae. Gene Ontology annotation, cellular component: synaptonemal complex.
AUGUCUUUGUGUGAAGACAUGGAGCUUUGUAAUUAUUGCAAGUGUCACAUCAAACUCUCUGGUUAUGCAUGGGUCACUGCCCACUCGCACAUUUUCUAUGAUCAGCAUGGCAGUGGUGAGUUUAGUUGUUCACCAGCUAUCUUCCCUGCCUGCAACAGUACCCUUUCUGGCAAGCUAGACAUUGUCCAAACAGAACUCAGUCCAUCAGAGGAAUACAAAGCCAUGGUAAUGGCAGGACUUUGACCAGAGACUGUAUUGGACAUUAGCUCCCGAGCACUAGCCUUCUGGACAUACUGUGUACAUCAAGAGCAUCUCUAUCAAGAAUACAAAUUCAGUAAGGCUGAGGGCCAUCUGAAGCAGAUGGAGAAGAUGUAUAUUCAACAAGUACAGAGCAAGGAUGUAGAACUGACCUCUAUGAAAGGGGAGGUCACUUCCAUGAAAAAAGUGCUAAAAGAAUACAAGAAAAAGUUCAGCAACAUCUCUGAGAAACUUAUGGAGCGAAAUCAUCAGUAUCAAAAGCUUCAAGGCCUCUAUGAUAGCCUUAGGCUACGAAACACCACUACUGCUAACCAAGAAGGUACCCUUGAGCCAUCCAUGAUGUCACAAUCUGGUAUUUUUGGCUUCCCAUUAGGGAACAACUCCAAGUUUCCUUUGGACAGUACGCCAGUUCGAAAUCGAGGUGGUGGAGAUGGAGGUUUUCGGUUCAGACCAUUUUUUGUGGGUUCUCCCAUAGCACCUGAACCCAGCAAUAGCUUUUUGAGUUUUGCCUCCCCAAGUCAUGAAUUGGAGCAACAGCAAGUCUCUAGCAGGACCUUUAAAGUAAAAGAAUUUAGCUCACUUUACAGAAUGUUUUUCUGUUUACUUUGA